Molecule: messenger RNA, 1293 nt
Organism: Rangifer tarandus platyrhynchus (Svalbard reindeer)
Lineage: Eukaryota; Metazoa; Chordata; Mammalia; Artiodactyla; Cervidae
Source: the annotation of a GenBank genome assembly
AUGAAGCUGAGCCCGCCGCCCUGGCCCCUUUCCUGUCUCCUCGUGCUGCUGCCCUGGCCUCUGGCCACUGCCGCAUCGACAGCCCCUCGGCCGUGCCCGCCUGGGGAGGAGCCCAACCUGGAACCAGGGCAGGGCCCAUUGUGCAGGUCCUGCCCCCCAGGCACCUUCUCAGCCUCCUGGGGCUCUCGCCCAUGCCAGCCCCACUCACGCUGCAGCCGUCGAGGGAGGCUUGAGGCCCAGGUGGGCACGGCAACUCAAGACGCGCUGUGUGGAGGCUGCCAGCCUGGGUGGUUUUCUCCUUCAGAGGUCCCCGGUGUUCCCUGUCAACCAUGCUCCCGGACCCCUCUGGGCACCCGCAGCUGUUACGAACGGGGGCGACGGGCCCGACGUGGCGUGGAGGUGGCUGCAGGGGCCGGCGGUGCAGGGGAGAUGAGGCAGCCUGGGAACAGCACGCGGGCAGGCAGCCCCGAGGAGACGGCUGCCCAGUACGCAGUGAUCGCCAUCGUGCCCAUCUUCUGUCUCAUGGGGCUGCUGGGCAUCCUGGUGUGCAACCUGCUCAAGCGGAAGGGCUACCACUGCACAGCCCAGAAGGAGGUCGGGCCUGGCCCCGGAGGCGGAGGCAGCGGGAUCAACCCUGCCUACCGGACCGAGGACGCCAAUGAGGACACCAUCGGGGUCUUGGUGCGCCUAAUCACAGAGAAGAAAGAGAAUGCAGCGGCGCUGGAGGAGCUGCUGAAGGAGUACCACAGCCGACAGCUGGUGCAGACCAGCCACCGGCCUCUGCCCAGGCUGCCGCCGGGCCCACCCAGCAUGCCGCACGUCUGCCCGCAUCGCCACCACCUCCACACCGUGCAGGGCCUGGCCUCACUCUCGGGCCCCAGCUGCUCACGUUGUAGCCAGAAGAAGUGGCCCGAGGUGCUGCUGUCCCCUGAGGCCGCAGCUGCCACCACCCCCACUCCCAGACUCCUGCCCAACCCAGCCAGGACCCCCAAGACCGGGGCCAAGGCCGGACGCCAGGGCGAGAUCACCAUCUUAUCUGUGGGCAGGUUCCGUGUGGCCCGAAUUCCCGAGCAGCGCAUGAGUUCAGUGGGCUCUGAAGUGAAGACCAUCACGGAGGCUGGGCCUUCAGGGGGUGAGCUCCCCAACUCCCCAGGACCUGGCCUCCCCAGUGAGCAGCGCGCACUUCUGGGAAGUGGUGGAAGCCACGCUAAGUGGCCGAAGCCCCCAGCAGAGAACAAGGCCGAGGAGAACCGCUAUGUGGUCCGGCUAAGUGAGAGCAAUCUGGUCAUCUGA